Labrus bergylta (ballan wrasse) is the source of this 1883-nucleotide messenger RNA. It is a transcript of the gene pdlim4, whose product is annotated as PDZ and LIM domain 4. NCBI's taxonomy places the organism in Eukaryota, Metazoa, Chordata, Actinopteri, Labriformes, Labridae. Gene Ontology annotation, biological process: heart development; muscle structure development; actin cytoskeleton organization. Gene Ontology annotation, molecular function: actin binding; muscle alpha-actinin binding. The record is from RefSeq and is a predicted model, not a curated record. Gene Ontology annotation, cellular component: adherens junction; filamentous actin; stress fiber.
CAGAGUUUUCACAGUCGGGACUGCGUUGCCUAGCAGCUAGGCAGAGGAGGACUCUUUGCUACUACACACUGCCUUCUUUUAAAAAAAAAAAAAAACAUAUCAAGCAACCGCGGACGCUUCUCGGCUCUGUCUAAUACCUGUUCAUCUGUCCGUUUCCCUUUCGCCGUCAAUAUGCCAAACAUGCCCCAGACCGUGACACUAAAGGGACCCUCUCCUUGGGGGUUUCGACUGGUGGGAGGACGGGAUUUCAGCACUCCGUUAACCAUCUCCAGGGUAACACCAGGUAGCAAAGCAGCCCAAGGCGACCUCUGUCCGGGAGUCACCAUCCUGGCAAUCAACGGCGACAGCACAGAGCAGAUGACACACAUGGAGGCUCAGAACAGGAUCAAAAACUGCACUCAGCAGCUCACACUCGACAUCAGCAGGUCAGGAUCAGGAGACAGAGUGUGGUCGCCAACAGUCAGUGAAGAUGGCAAGACAAGCCCUUACAUGGAGCCUGACUCACAGAAUUUCCGUCCCAUCACCAGCGGGUAUGGAAGUUACAGUCGUAAACCUUCAUACACUCCUGAGCCCCAGUCCCCGCUGCCUGUCCAGUCCCCGCUGCCUGUCCAGUCCCCGCUGCCUGUCCAGUCCCCGCUGCCUGUCCAGUCCCCGCUGCCUGUCCAGUCCCCGCUGCCUGUCCAGUCCCCGCUGCCCGUCCAGUCCCCGCUGCCUGUCCUGCCCACUCACAUGAAUAAUGGACACUCCAGACCCAACAAUGGACACAGCUAUGGCUAUGGAAACGGGCACGCUCAGUACAACAACCCAUCUGGACUUUACGACAGCAAUGGAGACAGAUCUCUGCCGAGCAAGAUGGGAGGACUCAGCCUCAGUGCCACGCACAGCCCAGAGCCUCCCACACACUCUCCUGUGGGCCGUAAUGGUGUCGACACGCAGUCAGACGUCUACAAGAUGCUGCAGGACUACGUGGAGCCCGUCUCUGAACCCAAACAGUCAGGCUCCUUCAAAUACCUCCAGGGAAUCCUGGAGGCAGAGGAUGGAGGUGUUUCCCCAACAGACAGGAUGAGGAACUUAAAGUCCCCAAUCAGGUCUCCAAUCCCCAAACUGGGAAGCCCCAUCCCCAGCCCCAUGCCUGGUCUUCAGAAGCUACCCCAGUGCACACGCUGCUAUAACGGCAUUGUUGGCACCAUCGUAAAAGCUCGGGACAAGCUCUACCACCCCGAGUGCUUCAUGUGCGACGACUGCGGCAUGAACCUCAAGCAGAGAGGGUAUUUCUUCAUCGAGGACAAUCUGUACUGUGAGACCCACGCCAAGGCUCGCGUCCAGCCUCCAGAAGGCUACGACGUUGUUGCCGUUUACCCAAACUCCAAGGUGGAGCUGGUCUGAGACAAAGACGGAGCAGGAGCUGGAUGUAAUGUAAUAUAACAGGGAAAGUAAAAUGUAGGUGAACAGGGCUACUGAGUAUUCUAGUGUGCAUUUAUCAGGCUCUGUCAAGCAGGAAUGCAGAUCUUGGAUAAGUUUUGCCUUUGGGGGGGUUCAUAAAUGUUGUGAUCCAAAAUCAGCAUUUCUACACAGACAGAUUGAUAAAUUCUGUGUCCAUUGAUAAUUAUGAGAUAUGUCGACAGAUAUGUGGCUUGGAUCUGAUGAGUGUCCCAAAACUCAAACCCAUUUUAAAAAACUGACAUUCAAUGCUACGUCCCAACAUGACAGCACUCGUUUACCAAUAAGUGUUGACAUUGGAUUUUAGAUCCAUGAGAAACAUUGAACUCAUCAUGUUCAUAGACGAGUUGUGCAUAUUCAAGCUCGCAUCCACAUUCCAAGCAGAACAUGUUAAAGGCCACAUAUUAUGCAAAAUACACUUUACCAUGUUUUUUAAACACUAA